AACGCAUCCCACGCUGCAGAGCGAGCGAGCCGAGGAAGAGGAGGAUGCGCCUCGGGGACAUCAGACCGAGCCAAACGGAGAGCAUCUGAGGUCACUUCUCCACCGCUUGACCCGCAGAGCGCAGUGAGGGUCAGCAUGCUGCCCAACGGCUCAUUCCGGAGUCUGGAGGACGGCUCGUUCCUCAACGCGUCCGGCAACGAAACGCACGGCGAGUCUCACGGCAGCGCGAUCCUCAUCUCCUUCGUCUACUCGGUGGUGUGUCUGGUGGGGCUCUGCGGCAACUCCAUGGUCAUCUAUGUCAUUUUCAGGUACGCCAAGAUGAAAACGGCCACCAACAUUUACAUCCUGAACUUGGCGAUCGCGGACGAGCUGCUGAUGCUGAGCGUGCCGUUCCUGGUGACCUCCUCGCUGCUUCACCACUGGCCGUUCGGCUCCUUCCUGUGCCGUCUGGUUCUGAGCGUCGAUGCCAUCAACAUGUUCACCAGCAUCUACUGCCUGACCGUGCUGAGCAUUGACCGCUACAUCGCCGUGGUGCACCCGAUCAAAGCCGCCCGCUACAGGAGACCCACCGUCGCCAAAAUGGUCAACUUGGCUGUGUGGAUGUUCUCUAUUCUGGUCAUCCUGCCCAUCAUCAUCUUUUCCACCUCUACCCCGAACUCGGACGGCUCGGUGGCUUGCAACAUGCAGAUGCCCGAGCCGCAGCGCCGGUGGAUGGCCGUGUUCAUCGUUUACGCGUUUCUGAUGGGCUUUCUUUUCCCGGUCAUUGCCAUCUGCAUGUGCUACGUCCUGAUCAUAGUCAAGCUGCGGGUGGUGGCCCUGAAAGCGGGCUGGCAGCAGCGCAAAAAGUCCGAGCGGAAGAUCACGCUCAUGGUCAUGAUGGUGGUGACCGUGUUCGUGAUCUGCUGGAUGCCUUUCCACAUCGUGCAGCUCGUCAACGUGUUCGUGGAGCAGCAUAACGCCACGCUCAGUCAGCUGGCCGUGGUUUUGGGUUACGCCAACAGCUGCGCCAACCCCAUCCUGUACGGAUUCCUGUCGGACAAUUUCAAACGCUCCUUCCAAAGAAUCCUGUGCCUUCGGUGGAUGGACAGCGCGGCCGAGGAGCCCAUCGACUACUACGCUACAGCGCUGAAAAGUCGGGGGUACAGUGUGGACGAAUUUCAGCCGGACAAUAUGGAGUCAGACAGCGCGUACAGGAACGGGACGUGCACCUCCAGAACUACAACGCUGUAGUGCUGCAGUGUUUAACUGACUGAACAAACCGCCAGAUCACAAGUGUAUUUAUUUUAUUUUACUAUCGGUGUGUGUGUGUGUGUGUGUGUGUGUGUGUGUGUGUGUGUGUGUGUUUGUGUGUUUGUGUAGGCGAAUUCUACUGACGUUAUUAAAGUUGUAUGACAUGAUAACAACGAUUAUGCGCCAUUCGUCUUAAAAGAAAAGAAUCGAUUUGAUAAAUGCUUCACUGGUGUAACGCCUGUAUGGAAGACGUUCCCACCAGACAGAGGAAAACACAUGCCCACUUUUCUCCUUUUCUUUCUGGCAGCACUAUGUCAAAUUUGCGACUUAAUAUCUCGACAUAAUUACCAAUUUUCUAAAAAAUGUCCACUUACUGUGUGGAAAUAAUAAUUGAUUGUCUCGUAAUAAUGACUUACUAUAUCGAAAUAAUGACUUAUUUCCUUAAAAU
Molecule: messenger RNA, 1678 nt
Organism: Colossoma macropomum (tambaqui)
Lineage: Eukaryota; Metazoa; Chordata; Actinopteri; Characiformes; Serrasalmidae
Gene: sstr1a
Product: somatostatin receptor 1a
Exons: 1
Coding region: 136-1230 (364 amino acids)
Biological process (GO): cellular response to estradiol stimulus; neuropeptide signaling pathway
Cellular component (GO): membrane; neuron projection
Molecular function (GO): somatostatin receptor activity; neuropeptide binding
Source: RefSeq, a predicted model, not a curated record